GUUAAACUACGUACAGCAAUGGCAAAACAAUACAAAGCUCUCUGUCUACUCCUCUCCGUCUCUUACCUCGUCUCGUUGGAGCUCACGACCGCCACAGUCAGUCCGACUAGGACUUCCACAAAAGCACUAAACUUCAUUCAAUCCUCUUGUAAAUUCACAAAGUACCAACCCCUGUGCGUUGAGACUCUCUCGGUCUACGCCAAUACGAUCAAAACAAGCCCUCGACGCCUCGUCGAUACAGCUAUCGUCGUGAGUCUGAAGCAAGCGGUGUCCACGAAGCUCUUCAUCUCACACCUGACGAAGAGCCAGUUCCGAACCCUUCAGGACUGCGCACCAUCGACCGACACGUUCAGUACAGAUUGCACGUGUUCUAUCGAAGAACUCGAAGAGGUAAUGCGUUGUAACGGUUGGAGUGACUGCUUGUCUCACAUAAGCAAUGCUGAAGUCUGUGCCAUUUCGGCUGAAAGUCAUAGCGUCGAGAACACCUGCUCCAGCCCGUUCGCUGGUCCGGUAAAGAUGUCGUCAGUCCGGGGCCGGUUAUCCGAUGCGGUAAGAAAGUCACUCCAUGCCCGGUUCACUAAGCUGCACCAUGAAAUAAACAAUGCCAAAAUGUUAUUCAAAGCUUUUGCUAAGAAUUAGUGAUAAUAGACUUCUCGUGUUGUAUGGUAUUCAUGUAGUAUCAGUCCAUCAGAAGAACAAUAAAUUAAACAGUUAUCGAAA
Molecule: messenger RNA, 720 nt
Organism: Capsella rubella
Lineage: Eukaryota; Viridiplantae; Streptophyta; Magnoliopsida; Brassicales; Brassicaceae
Product: pectinesterase inhibitor 11
Exons: 1
Coding region: 19-639 (206 amino acids)
Biological process (GO): negative regulation of catalytic activity
Molecular function (GO): enzyme inhibitor activity
Source: RefSeq, a predicted model, not a curated record